CAACAUUUUGCAGCUAAAAUCGAAACAGGAUUUUGACCUAAAGUACUUAAUACAUUUGAAAAAAUCAUUUCUAUGGUAAUAUUGAAUUGGUUAAGAUUUAAGAACUAGUGAACGCAUGUUUAAAAACCACUUCAGAGAAUGGCUGUCGAAAAGCUUUAUGAAAGUGAGAAUUAUAUCAUAGUUAAUAAGCCAUAUGAUAUGUAUAUAAAUUCUGACGACGAAGAUGAAAAGAACACAGUAACGCAUCACAUAGCCAAACACGACUCUCACUUGUCAACCUCAUCCCAACCACUACACUUCGUUCAACGUCUAGACUACGCUACCAGUGGCGUUUUGUGUAUAGCAAAGAACAAAAGUGCGGCGGCACGGGCUGGGAAGCUUUUUGAAGGACGGCUCACGAAAAAAUAUUAUUUGGCUGUUGUAAGAGGGCAUGUUGGGUUCGAGUUGGGGGACAUCACUUAUCCAGUUGGUGUCGAUCCUCUGACUCAGCAGUCCAGCCAUCGGAUGCUGGCAGUUUUCAAUAAAUCUGAUAAUACGUGUGAACAGUCGCGCGAGGCUCACACAAGGCUACUGGUACUUGAGAGUGGAUAUUGCGGCUCGGAUCCAGUGACUGUGGUACUUCUGAAGCCUGUUACUGGACGCCGCCAUCAGCUCCGUGUGCAUUGCAAAGCUAUCGGACACACGAUACUCGGUGACUACACUUACAGUGAUAAAAAGGACAGCGCGCCCCAUAGAAUGUUCCUGCAUGCUAUCAGACUGGUGCUUCCCCUCCACUCCGAGCCCCUGGACAUACAGACGUCAGAGCCGUUCUUCAUAGACAAACGCUUCCAAAGCCAAUGGAAAUCUGUAGAUAUAUUCAAUAAAUACAGGACUAAGGAGGCCUUCCGAGUGGCCUGCGAUGUCAUAGACCGUCCCUACGUUAUCGGCGUCAAGUACCAGUCCUAUAGUGCGAAUGAUUAAACUUUACACCGAAUAUUAAAAUUAUACCGCCUUA
Molecule: messenger RNA, 994 nt
Organism: Plodia interpunctella (Indianmeal moth)
Lineage: Eukaryota; Metazoa; Arthropoda; Insecta; Lepidoptera; Pyralidae
Product: RNA pseudouridylate synthase domain-containing protein 1-like
Exons: 5
Coding region: 139-960 (273 amino acids)
Biological process (GO): enzyme-directed rRNA pseudouridine synthesis
Molecular function (GO): pseudouridine synthase activity; RNA binding
Source: RefSeq, a predicted model, not a curated record